Plasmodium yoelii is the source of this 954-nucleotide messenger RNA. Its product is annotated as PIR protein. Bases 1 to 954 code for a protein of 317 amino acids. The transcript is spliced from 3 exons. The record is from RefSeq and is a predicted model, not a curated record. NCBI's taxonomy places the organism in Eukaryota, Apicomplexa, Aconoidasida, Haemosporida, Plasmodiidae.
AUGAAUAAGCAAAUGUGUGAAAGGUUCAAAAAUGUAAGGGAAUGGAUUUCCGAUGAAUCGAAAGAUAAAGAAAACUAUAAAAUUAAUGAUGAUAAAUUUUUAAAUGAUUAUUGUGAUAAUAAGCAAUGUCAAAAUGAUUUCGAUUUAAUAAGUGCUGGAUGCUUAUAUUUGUUGGAUCAAUUAUAUAAGAAUUCUGGUGUGUUACCCUCUCCUUCAAAAAGUAAUCCCUAUAUUGUUGAUUACAUUUUGAUAUGGUUAAGUUAUAUGUUAAACCUGACCAAUAGUGAAGAAAAAGACAAUAUAACGGUUUUUUAUAAUAAUUACAUAAAUAGUUGUAGUAAGUAUAACACAGAAAUAAGUGAAUUAAAUGAGCAUGAUCAUGAUAAUUAUAAGGAUCUUAUAGAUAAAAGAAAGGAAUUUUUGGAUAAGAAUAGUAAUAUUGUAUCUAAAUUUUAUGAAGCAUUUAAAUUAUUAUGUAACUUGUAUAAUGAACUUGAUUAUGAAAAAAACAAUUGCAAGAAUUAUUUGGAUGAUAAUAGUGAUUUUUUUAAAAAAUAUCAAGAACUUAAGCAAGAUACUAGAAUUACUGGAAAUAAUUCAUAUAAUAAACUAUUGUCUACUUUAUCAACUGAUUAUGAUGAUUUUAAAAAGGAAUGUAAAGAUAUUUUAUCCUUUCUAUCGAAAGAAACAGAACAAAAAUCUAGACAAACUCUUUUAAAUAGUUUUGGAGAUGAUUCUGAAUAUAAUAUUGGAGAAUAUGUAGAUGAUUCUGGACAAGAUGUACAUAAUUCUGAUGUUGCAUCAUCAAGUUCAUCGAUAGUAAGCAAAUUAAUUCCAGUUUUAUUGAUAUUUGGUGCAAUAGCAUUUUUUUUAGGAAUUUCUUAUAAGUAUUCGUUAUUUGGAUUUCGGAAACGAUCUCCAAAACAACAUUUAAGAGAAAAGCUAAAAAAAUAA